ACCGCCCUCCUCUCCAGCCUCCCGCCUCCGAAUGGGCGGCCUCAUGGCGUCAUUAGUCUGCGCGUCUUCCUUCUGCGCUUUUCUUGCACGUGGUUGAACUUGCGCCUUUUAGCGUCUUGAAGACCGUGACCGGCUCUUCGCUCCCGUCUCCCCCUUUGUUCCUCUACAUGGUGUGGGUUACCCGAGUCCUUCUCCGGAAGUAUGGCAGAUUUAUGGAUGACCUAAGGAUCUAUGUAAAAGGAGGAACUGGUGGAAUGGGCCAUCCUCGAUUAGGUGGAGAAGGAGGACAUGGUGGUGAUGUCUGGUUGGUAGCCCAAGAAAAACUUACAUUGAGAAGACUGAAAAGUCAGUUUCCUAAGAAACGGUUUGUGGCAGGAGUAGGGACCAACAGCAGAAUUUUUGCUCUGAAAGGUGCAAAAGGAAAAGAUUGUGAAGUAAACGUGCCAUCAGGAAUAUCUGUUGUUGCAGAUGAUGGGAAAUUGUUAGGUGAACUUAACAAACCAGGAGACAGAUUAUUGGUGGCACGUGGGGGUAUCGGUGGCUCUUUGGUAACAAAUUUCUUGCCCACCAAAGGUCAAUCAUUCAGCAUUCAUCUUGAUUUGAAACUUAUAGCUGAUGUUGGCCUAGUUGGAUUUCCAAAUGCAGGAAAGUCAUCUUUGCUAGCAAGUAUUUCCCAUGCUACCCCUCAGAUUGCAGAUUAUGCCUUCACAACUAUAAGUCCUGAACUGGGGACAGUUAUGUAUGCUGAUCACAAACAGAUCACAGUUGCUGAUCUCCCAGGUUUGAUUGAAGGCGCACAUAUGAAUAAAGGAAGAGGACACAAGUUCCUGAAGCAUGUGGAAAGAACAAAGCAGCUUCUCUUUGUUGUUGAUGUAUUUGGCUUUCAGCUUUCCCCUAAGACACCAUUCAGAACAGCCUUUGAAACUAUACUGCUACUAACAAAAGAGUUGGAAUUGUAUAAAGAAGAACUUCGAGACAAAUCUGCCCUUCUGGCUGUCAAUAAAAUGGAUUUGCCGAAUGCACAAAAAAACUUUAAUGAGCUUAUGGAACAAUUACAGAGUCCUCAAGAUCAUAUGCAUUCACUCCCCAAAGAGAUGAUUCCAGUAGACACUGUAAGGUUCAAGGAAAUAAUUCCUGUAUCUGCACUUACUGGUGAAGGGACUGAAGACCUAAUUACAUGUUUACGAAAAGUACUGGAUGAAGAUGCUGAGAAGAACAUUAAACAACUUGCUGCAUUACAUCUCUCAGAAAUGUAGAUGUUCCUUACAAGCAGAAGCUGUUGUGUGAUGAUUAGGUGAUCCAUCUUUGCAAGCCUCUCUGAUUGAAUACUGAAUAUUGUCUAGCCCUUAUUUGUUCUCUGAUGCCACUUUCGGCUGUACUGCUACCCAGGCAUUUUAAAGGCAAAAUUAUGUGAAUUAGCGUGUUCUUUUUUUUGUAAAAUAUAAAAAUGCACAAUAUGCUAAUUUGAUCACUUUGAGUUAGCAAGUGUUAUGCAGCUUUUCAAGCUACGCAUCAGUUUUGUCAGGCAAAUUACAGAAUACUUUUGAUAAGAUGUAAAUAUAUACAUAAUUGUAUGUAAAUAUGCUGAAGAUGGUUGUUAGCUGCCUGAGCCCGCUUGCGGGAAGGGCAGGGAUAUACGUAAAUCCAAUAAAAUAAAGAUCUCUCUCUUUAUUUGUGCAAA
Messenger RNA from Heteronotia binoei (common prickly gecko), 1681 nucleotides. It is a transcript of the gene GTPBP10, whose product is annotated as GTP binding protein 10. Gene Ontology annotation, molecular function: magnesium ion binding; GTP binding; GTPase activity. Gene Ontology annotation, cellular component: mitochondrion. Lineage: Eukaryota; Metazoa; Chordata; Lepidosauria; Squamata; Gekkonidae. Bases 168 to 1256 code for a protein of 362 amino acids. The transcript has 10 exons. The record is from RefSeq and is a predicted model, not a curated record.